GCCAAUUUGCCACCUCCCAAAAAAACCCAACCCAACUCUCUCUCUCUCUCCUUCGCCCUCACUGUAACUAAAAUGAUCAAAAACGAGCACCCAAAAAAAAGCGAAAUAAAAAAAAAAAAAUUGAAAUAAGAAAAUCGCUGUAUUACUGUGACGCCACCAUUAACCAGGCCACAGGUUGUAUAGUAUAACCAGAAAAAGUCCACACCCUUCUUUCUCUCUCUUUCCUCUUCUCUUCUUUCUUUUUUAUUUUCUCAAACUCUGAGAAAAAAAAAGAAAAAGAAAAGCUUUAAAAGCGUGGGCACUUUUUCCGAUGAACGCCAGGGACUGUAAUUACCGGUCGGAGAACUGACGCUUUUUAUUUUUAUUUUUAAUUUUUUUGAUUUUUUCCGGCAUGUCCGACAACGACGUUGUUUCGAGGACUUUCCGAGCUCUGGUAGAGAGCGCGGACCGGAAGUUCGCUAGGGUUCGCGACGUUCCGGCCUACGGACGAGUCCAGAACCAGCACUACUUUCACAAGGUGUUCAAGGCCUAUAUGAGACUUUGGAAGUACCAGCAGGAGAACCGUGGCAAGCUCGUCGAGUCCGGGCUUAACCGUUGGGAAAUCGGCGAGAUCGCUAGCCGGAUCGGCCAGCUUUACUUCGGUCAGUACAUGAGGACCAGCGAAGCAAGGUUUUUGGUGGAGGCUUAUGUUUUCUACGAGGCGAUUCUUUAUAGAAGGUACUUUGAGGGAUUCAAAGGUCCCGGUAAGGAUGUGGGGGUCAGGUUCAAGGAAUUAAGGUUUUACGCCAGGUUUCUGCUCGUCUCCUUGAUUUUAAACCGGACCGAAAUGGUUAAGCUUCUUGCCGACCGGUUCAAAUCUCUGGUUGAUGACAGCAAAGUGAAUUUCCGGGAGACAAACUUUAAAGAAUGGAGGCAAGUGGUACAGGAAAUUGUUCGAUUUAUGAAUGAUGACACUGCAUUUAUGAAUGUUAGACCAUUGCGAUAUUGUGCAACUUUUGACUCAUAUCCAGCCUCCCUUCCAUAUGUCGCUCGUUUUCAUGCAAAGAAGGUUUUGAAAUUUCAAGAUGCAUUGCUGACAAGCUAUCACCGGAAUGAGGUAAAAUUUGCUGAACUAACAUUGGACACGCACAGAAUGCUGCAAUGUUUGGAAUGGGAGCCAAGUGGAUCUUUUUACCAAAAGCGUCCAGCUGAAAUAAAAGAAAAUGGCAUUUCUUAUGAUCAUUCUGGUGCUUCUGGACUAAUUGAUAUGAACUUGGCCGCGGACAUGACUGAUCCAACUUUACCUCCGAAUCCAAGGAAAGCAAUUCUCUAUCGUCCCUCUGUGACGCAUUUAAUAGCGGUUAUGGCUACAAUAUGCGAGGAGCUCCCUCCAGAUAGUAUUAUGCUAGUAUACUUGUCAGCCUCAGGGAAGGCUAGUCGCAGUAAUGUUACUCAGACGGAAAGCUUAGGAGGGUCUCAGAAAUUGUCAAAAAACAAGGUUGUUUCUCUCCAUGAGCAGAAUAAUACUCUGCCUGAAUCUUGUGUAAACGACAAGGGGGAGUCGAGUGGCUAUUAUGACAAAUAUCUGUGGUUUGGACCUAGAGGAAAUAACGGUUUAAAUAAUCUGUAUCCUGGAGACAUAAUUCCAUUUACUCGUAGACCUCUUUUCUUAAUCAUUGAUAGCGACAACAGCCAUGCAUUCAAGGUUUUACAUGGAGCAGAAAGGGGAGAGAGAGCUGCUCUACUUCUUUCACCUUUGAGACCAGCAAACUUACCUGAUGCCAAUAUUGCACAAAAUGGAAGUCAGUUUACUUUUUUCUUGACUGCUCCUCUGUCAGCAUUUUGCCAAUUGGUUGGCCUCUCACCUCCAGAUACUGAAACAGAUGUUUACAGUGAUGCUGAGAAGAUACUCUCAACCGCCUUCUCUGAGUUGGAAGUAAUUCUUUGUACAUCAAAAAGUCUGGAUCUGGUUUGGGCACAAGUCUUAUCGGACCCUUUUCUCCGGCGACUUAUUUUGAGAUUCAUAUUCUGCAGAUCAGUGCUAUCAUUCUUCUGUUUGUCACAAAAUAGUGACCAGUAUCUCCCCUCUUGUCUGCCUCUUCUUCCCGAUUCAGUAUCUCCGGAUUCUGAAGUUAUGCAGGCUGCUGUUGUCAGGCUCGCAAAACACUUUAAAAUUGCUCACCGGUUUCAUUUUGGUGACAUGGAAUAGGUCGUAAUGUAGCAUUGCAUCUUUUUUGAGGAUCACCGUUUCAUCCAUUUGAUGGGAUGAUCAUUUAUAUCAUUUUUCUUUGGAACUCGAGAAGAUUAUAUAUCAGAUGAUGGGGCUUAAGCCUCCAAAGUAAGAGAAUACAUCAGGGCAUGGUUGCUUCUGCUCGUUUUUAUUGCCUACUUGCAACCUCAUCCAUUCUCAGUCUGUUUGCUCUGAUAUUAUAUGGUGGUUUGAUGUUGUGGGUGGUGUCUCAUAAUUCGGUAGGGUGUGUCCUAUAUGGGUUAAUUAUUGAAUCUUUUUUUCUCAGGUUACUUGUAAUUGUUCAUAUAAUAUCUUUGUAAAAGAAGUCAGGUAGUGGAAUUUGAGAUUUAUUGUUCUCCAUUUUGAGCGGCCCUUUUUUUGCAUAUAUUGUAGGAAAAAUUUGUGCAUUUAUGAUUGAUCAGGACGUAUAAAGAGACUCAAAUAGUGUUAGUAAAUUUGUAUCCAAAUUUUGAUCUUUACAACGUAUGUUUCUUAGAUUUGCAAGUUUUGUAAAUUAUGUACAUUGUAUCUAAUUUAUCUUUGAAUUUCAUUUUUACCUUAA
Messenger RNA from Ziziphus jujuba (common jujube), 2771 nucleotides. RefSeq lists its product as uncharacterized. Gene Ontology annotation, biological process: DNA-templated transcription. Bases 392 to 2188 code for a protein of 598 amino acids. The transcript is spliced from 9 exons. Lineage: Eukaryota; Viridiplantae; Streptophyta; Magnoliopsida; Rosales; Rhamnaceae. Gene Ontology annotation, molecular function: transcription corepressor activity. Gene Ontology annotation, cellular component: nucleus. The record is from RefSeq and is a predicted model, not a curated record.